CCCCCAUCUAUAUUUCUUACCAAUCUCCAUUACCAAAACCAAGCAAAAUAACAACAAAUCUCUUCUUUCUCUCUCUACAAAUCUUCUCAAAUUGCCCAUGGCGCAAAGAACAGAGAAUGAAGAGACGGAGUUCAACGUUGUUCCUGAAACCAUAACACCUUGCGUCAACAACUGUGGCGUCACCGGUAAUCCAACCACCAACAAUAUGUGUCAGAAAUGUUUUAACGCAACGUCAACGGUUGCCGUAAUCUCUACGGUACCUCCGACGGCGACGAAGAUUGAUAAGAGAAGGAAUCAUAGAUCUAGAUCUAUACGGUCGCCGGAAAGGAUUAAAUCAGAUCUGGAAAAAACUUUUCGGAUUCCAACUGCGGAAGAGGAGGAGGCUAGAACAACGGAUGGAUCUGAUUUAGUUAAGAGAGAGGUGAAUCGAUGUUCGGGUUGUCGAAGGAAGGUGGGUUUGACUGGGUUUCGAUGUCGAUGUGGUGAGCUGUUUUGUUCUGAACAUCGUUAUUCUGAUCGACAUGAUUGUGGGUAUGAUUAUAAGGCGGCUGGUCGAGAUUUGAUUUCACGUGAGAAUCCGGUGGUGAAAGCGGCCAAGAUUGUGAGAAUAUGAAUUUGCUUUUUAUGAAUUUCUUCUUUAUGUGUGAUAUAUAUUAUUAUCAUUCGGUAGAAUUCAAAGAUUAUUAUGAUUAUUAUAGGGAAUUCUUAAUUAACAAGAUUGUGAUGAAUUUCUCUUU
Molecule: messenger RNA, 737 nt
Organism: Impatiens glandulifera
Lineage: Eukaryota; Viridiplantae; Streptophyta; Magnoliopsida; Ericales; Balsaminaceae
Product: zinc finger A20 and AN1 domain-containing stress-associated protein 5-like
Exons: 1
Coding region: 98-613 (171 amino acids)
Biological process (GO): protein ubiquitination
Molecular function (GO): DNA binding; zinc ion binding; ubiquitin-protein transferase activity
Source: RefSeq, a predicted model, not a curated record